This is a messenger RNA of Dentiscutata heterogama, 309 nucleotides long. The record is from the annotation of a GenBank genome assembly. Lineage: Eukaryota; Fungi; Glomeromycota; Glomeromycetes; Diversisporales; Gigasporaceae.
AUGACUCCAAAAAUCAAAAUUUCUAAUCAAUCUAAUGAAAAAAAAGAAACUGAUGAAAUAGAAACUCCAAUUUACACUAAAGAAUUUUUUGAGAAUCUUCAAAAAUUCAAUUGGAAGCAUUUAGAAUGCUCGAUUUUUCAAGAUGCAUUCAACAAAAGAUCUCUUGAGGUGGUUAUUAAUUCUAAAACUAGAAAAAUUCACCAAGAACAGAAAAUGUCAGAAAAAGAUAAACAAAAGAAUAAGAAAAUUAAGAGAUUAGAAAGUGCAGUUCAAUUAUUAUUAAAAUCAAAUUCUAAUGUUGCUCCUGAA